Messenger RNA from Echinops telfairi (small Madagascar hedgehog), 1467 nucleotides. Its product is annotated as melanoma antigen preferentially expressed in tumors-like. The transcript has a single exon. The record is from RefSeq and is a predicted model, not a curated record. Gene Ontology annotation, biological process: positive regulation of cell population proliferation; negative regulation of DNA-templated transcription; negative regulation of apoptotic process. Gene Ontology annotation, cellular component: cytoplasm. Lineage: Eukaryota; Metazoa; Chordata; Mammalia; Afrosoricida; Tenrecidae. The coding region runs from base 1 to 1467 and encodes 488 amino acids.
AUGAAUACCCACAACGCCCCCAUGCUCCUCGACCUUGCAAUCCAGAAUAUUGUACGUGAUGAAGACUUAGUCAUCCCUAUUCUGGAAUGGCUGCCUGAGCAUAUCUUUCUGCCUCUACUAGAGGUAGCCGUCACAGGGAGACACUACAAGACACUGAGGGCAAUCAUAGGAGACUGGCCUUACCCCUACCUCUCCCUGAGAGUCCUAAGGGGAGUUGAGAAGCCUCACCAGGACAUCUUAAAGGCUUUACUGGAUGGCGUCGAUGACCUGUUUCUCCAGAAGAUUCACCCCAAGAGAUCAAAACUACAAGUAUUGGAUUUACGGGAGAACACAGUAACCAACGCCUGGUAUGGAGGAUCAGGAAGCAUGGCUGGGUCAUCUGCAUGCUCUGUAAAGGAGUUAGUGGACGCUCAUCACAGAAGAAAGAGACAAAAAGUGGGAGAGUCCAUGUUGGAGGAGAGGCAGCUCUUUGACCCCUUGGUUGUGCUCAUAGAUGGGCUUAUUGAGAACGGCGGCCCUGAUGAAUCCCUCACCUACCUCAUUGAGAGGGUCCAACAGAGAGAAGACAUACUGCACCUCUGCUGUAGCAGGCUGGAGCUUGUGAACGUGCCACGUAAUUUUUUUCUCAUUGAGAAAAUGAUGGAGACCUUACAGCUGGACUUUAUCGAAGAGUUGGUGAUGAAAUCUACCUGGGAAGUGGACAUCCUGGGAAGUUUUGCCCCUUACCUGGGCCAGAUGGUUAAUCUGAGAAAACUGACACUCUCUAGAGCCAUCAUGCAUUUUUGGUUGCCUCAGGAUGAUGAGCAAGAGGCAGAGAACCUCUUUGUCCAAUUCACCUCCCAGUUUGCGCAGCUGCAACAGCUCAAAGAACUCACCGUGGAGUACGUCCACUGCCUGCAUGGUCGCUGGGAACAGGUGCUCAAGUACCUAAAGAACCCCUUGGAAUUCCUCUGCAUAACUAGUUUACCACUUUUAACAUCUGAUAGCAACUAUCUUUCCAUGUGCCCCAGCACCAGCCACCUAAAAUCCCUGCAUUUGAAGGACAUCAUCCAGACAACUUUAGAUCCUGAGCUGCUACAUGUUCUGCUGAUGAGAUCCUCAGCCACCCUGCAGGACCUAGACUUGAGUGGAUGUAGGUUCAGCAACAACUUCUUUUUUUCCAUCCUACCCGUCCUAGGCCAGUGCUCCCAGCUCCAAUCCUUCAGCUUCUAUGGAAACUCGCUGUCUAUGGCUGACCUGGGAACACUAUUGAGGCGCAUCCUCCUGCUGCACAAACUUACCUUCCUGGAGCUUCCAGUGCCUUUUGAUUGUUACCUGGACAACACAGAUUCUCCCCAUCAGCGGACUCUUCAAUUGCACAUGGACAAGCUAAGAGAUAUAGUGCUGGAGUCAGGCAGACAGCCCAAGGAGAUGGCCAGCCAUAGAGACUCAGAUAGAGAGCAUGACUCAAUAGCCGUCCGUUUGUAG